Durio zibethinus is the source of this 1746-nucleotide messenger RNA. RefSeq names its product protein NRT1/ PTR FAMILY 6.3-like. NCBI's taxonomy places the organism in Eukaryota, Viridiplantae, Streptophyta, Magnoliopsida, Malvales, Malvaceae. Gene Ontology annotation, molecular function: transmembrane transporter activity. Gene Ontology annotation, cellular component: membrane. The record is from RefSeq and is a predicted model, not a curated record. Gene Ontology annotation, biological process: oligopeptide transport; transmembrane transport.
AUGUCCCUCCCUGUAACACAAAGGAAAACCCUCCCUGAUGCCUGGGACUACAAGGGCCGCCCCGCUGAGAGGUCCACGUCCGGUGGCUGGACCAGCGCUGCCAUGAUUCUAGAAGUUGAGACAUGUGAGAGGCUAACAACGUUAGGUAUCGCUGUUAAUUUGGUGACGUAUUUGACGGAAACCAUGCAUUUGGGCAAUGCUACCUCGGCCACCACCGUGACCAACUUCCUUGGCACAUCUUUCAUGCUUUGUCUGCUCGGUGGUUUUAUAGCAGACACGUUUCUUGGCAGAUAUCUCACGAUCGGAAUCUUCGCCACCGUUCAGGCAACUGGCGUCACCAUUUUGACAAUCUCAACAGUAAUCCCAAGCCUAAGGCCUCCCAAAUGCACCAGGGAGAGCGCCACAAUUUGCACCCCGGCAAGCGGCAUACAACUCAUUAUUCUCUACUUAGCCCUUUACCUGACAGCCCUUGGCACUGGCGGUCUCAAAUCAAGUGUCUCAGGGUUUGGGUCAGACCAAUUCGAUGAGUCGGACACUGAAGAGAAAUCCCAGAUGACAAACUUCUUCAACUGGUUCUUUUUCUUCAUAAACAUAGGUUCACUUUGUUCAGUGACUAUUCUGGUGUACAUCCAGGACAAUUUAGGGCGUGAAUGGGGCUAUGGAAUUUGUGCUUGUGCUAUUGUGAUAGGGUUGGUCGUGUUUCUAUCGGGUACUAGGCGUUACCGUUUCAAGAAAUUGGUUGGGAGCCCAUUGACCCAAAUUGCCGCAGUGUUUAUCGCUGCCUGGAAGAAGAGGCAUUUGGAGUUGCCAUCUGAUUCAUCGUUGCUUUUCAAUAUUGAUGAUGUAUCUGAGCAGGGAUUGAAGAAGAAGAAGCAAAAGUUACCCCACAGCAAGCAGUUCCGUUUCUUGGACAAGGCAGCGAUCAAGAACCCAUCUGUUCCUGAGGCAAACAUAGCAACCUUAACAGAUGUUGAAGAAGUGAAAUUGGUGCUAAGAAUGUUACCCAUUUGGGCAACCACUAUCAUAUUUUGGACCGUGUAUGCCCAAAUGACAACAUUUUCAGUGUCUCAGGCGACUACCAUGGACCGUCACAUUGGCAAAUUUCAAAUCCCACCAGCAUCACUUACAGUUUUCUUCGUUGGUAGCAUUCUCUCGGCUGUCCCAAUUUACGACAGACUCAUUGUUCCAAUUGCAAGAAAACUUCUCAAAAACCCACAAGGUUUAACCCCCUUGCAAAGGAUAGCGGUUGGGUUGGUUUUAUCCAUUAUUGCAAUGAUAGCAGCAGCAUUGACGGAAAUAAGGCGAUUGAGAGCCGCAAGCUCACAUGGACUUACAAAUAAUCCAGCAGCUCAAAUCCCAUUAAGCGUCUUCUGGCUGGUCCCUCAAUUUCUGUUGGUGGGGGCUGGAGAGGCUUUUACAUAUAUAGGGCAGCUUGACUUUUUCUUAAGGGAGUGUCCAAAAGGGAUGAAAACAAUGAACGGUUUAUUUUUGAGUACCCUUUCCUUAGGAUUUUUCGUUAGUUCUUUGUUGGUUACUAUAGUUCACAAGGUCACUAGAAGCAAUAAGCCAUGGCUACCGGACAAUCUGAACCAAGGGAGGCUCUAUGAUUUCUACUGGCUUUUGGCAAUUUUGAGUUGUUUGAACCUGGCAAUUUACUUGGUUUUUGCUAAAUGGUAUGUGUACAAGGACAAGAGGCUUGCUGAUGAAGGGAUUGAAUUGGAAGAAGCAGAACCUACCUUCCAUUAA